CUUUGGCUUUCUAAUCGUUAGCUACCUAGCUAGCAGCGACAGCAAAUCACAAAAAUGGCGAAUGUGGUGCUGGAGUACAAGGCGUUAGCCGGUGACUCUGACCCACAGACUCGCCCAAUUCUAAUUAUCGGGCAACACACCAACCUGCAACAAGUUGAUUGGGGCCAAAUAAAAGGAAAACUCCAGCCGGUUGUCAGCAAAGAGAUCUGGCAGGCGGCGCUGAACACUUUGAGUCCCAAACCCACAGACAGCUGCCCUCUCUACCUCAACUAUGCUGCGGUGGCUGCGCUUCCUUCUCGGGUCAGCAGGCACAACAGCCCAUCCUCUGCCCACUUCAUCUCCCGCCUGGUCCGCUCCUGUCUGCCUGGAGGGAACAACCGCUGCAUCGUAAUGGUGUGUGAACGCUCAGACGUGUUUGCGUCCUCCUGUGCCAUUUCCAGAGCUUUCCCCAUCUUCUCUCGUCGUUCCACAUCCUCUCGCAAGGCAGACAAGAAGCAUGUCGUUGUGGAGUUUUUGAUUGUGGGCCAAGAUAGUAACCCUCUGGAUGUAGCUGAGCUUGAGUGUCUCGCCAACGCUGCUGACGGAGUGAGACUGGCAGCUCGCAUCGUGGACACGCCAUGUAAUGAGAUGAACACGGACCACUUCUUAAACGAAAUCAAAGCAGUAGGAAGUGACCUUGGAAUAACACCUGUGAUCAUUCGGGGAGAGGAACUGAGAGACAAAGGCUUUGGAGGUAUUUAUGGUGUUGGCAAGGCAGCUGAGCACCCUCCUGCAUUAGCAGUCUUGAGCCACACACCAGAUGGCGCCACUCAAACCAUUGCAUGGGUGGGCAAAGGCAUAGUGUAUGACACCGGAGGACUCAGCAUCAAGGGAAAGACCACCAUGCCGGGCAUGAAGCGAGACUGCGGCGGAGCUGCCGCCAUCUUGGGAGCUUUUCAAGCUACCAUCAAACAGGGUUUCAAGGAUAACCUCCAUGCCGUGUUUUGCCUGGCAGAGAAUGCAGUUGGGCCUACGGCCACACGGCCUGAUGAUAUCCACACACUCUACUCUGGAAAGACAGUGGAGAUUAACAACACUGAUGCAGAGGGAAGGCUGGUGCUGGCUGAUGGAGUGGUGUACGCUAGCAAAGACCUUUCAGCUGAUAUCAUUCUAGAUAUGGCCACACUGACUGGUGCACAGGGGAUUUCCACUGGGAAGCACCAUGCAGCCGUGAUGACCAACAGCGAGCAGUGGGAGACGGCGUGUGUCCGUGCUGGGCGCAGCAGCGGCGACCUUGCUCACCCUCUGGUUUACUGCCCCGAGCUGCACUUCACCGAGUUUGCCUCUGCUAUUGCUGACAUGAAGAAUUCAGUGGCCGACCGUGAAAAUGCUCAGAGUUCCUGCGCUGGCCUCUUCAUUGUCUCCCACUUGGGAUUUGAUUGGCCCGGUGUCUGGGUCCAUGUUGACAUUGCCUCUCCUGUUCACGCUGGCGAGCGAGCCACGGGAUUCGGUGUCGCUAUGCUGAUGGCCCUGUUUGGUCAGGCUUCUGAUGAUUCCAUAUUGAACCAAGUGUCUCCUCUGGGCGCUGCCACCAACAUGUUAGACGAGCAGAUGGAGAGGGACAGCAAAAGGAGAAGAUUAGUGUAGAAGAUGGAGGGCUCCCGCCCUCCCAAUCUUCAGACCACCACCACACCACCUGAAGCAAUUAGUACUCAUUCACUUUGGGUUAAUCCAUUUUAAACCCUCUGUUUGACUACAUAUGACUUCACUGAAUAAAAGAUAGAAACGCA
Dunckerocampus dactyliophorus (ringed pipefish) is the source of this 1769-nucleotide messenger RNA. It is a transcript of the gene npepl1, whose product is annotated as aminopeptidase like 1. Gene Ontology annotation, molecular function: manganese ion binding; metalloaminopeptidase activity. The record is from RefSeq and is a predicted model, not a curated record. Bases 55 to 1626 code for a protein of 523 amino acids. Gene Ontology annotation, biological process: proteolysis. Gene Ontology annotation, cellular component: cytoplasm. NCBI's taxonomy places the organism in Eukaryota, Metazoa, Chordata, Actinopteri, Syngnathiformes, Syngnathidae. The transcript has 12 exons.